AUGGUUGUGGCUAACAUAGUGGUUUGCAUCAAUUCUCUAGUGGGCUACCUCUGCAAUGGAAUGCUGAUAUAUUUGAUUCUGAAAAACCCGAACACUCGAAUGGGGACUUAUCGCUAUCUAAUCCUCGUUUUGGCCAUCUUUAACAUCAUCUAUGCAACCGCACAUUUAUUGGUGAUCCCGCUUCAAAUCAACGGCACUCUUCAUUUCAAUUGGCGUCCAUGGACAUGUUUGGUCGUUUGCAUGACGCAAAUGUCUGGAAUGUUUUGUGUGAUUUUGUAUUGUGGCUGGUCGAUGCAUCGUAAAUUGAGUUCAUCAGAGAUGGCGAGUGAAAGGGGAUAUCGGCUACAGAAACAACUAUUCCAAGCACUCCUCAUACAGUUCCUCGUCCCAAUCAUCCUCGAAUACAUCCCUUGUACAUCUGUUUUCCUUGUACCGAUGUUUGGACAAAAAGUGAAUUUGGAAUGGGCAACAAUGGGAAUCUCUCUGUAUCCCGUUUUUGAGCCAAUCGUUGUCAUUUAUUUCGUGAGAGAAUACCGAGUGACUCUUCGGCGUUUAAUUUUCGGUAAAAAACGCGGCGGCGCUGUUUCUUAUACAUCGGAAAUGACAACACAGCAUUCUCAAAGUGAUUCCCAUGUGAAAGACUCGAAAAUGCCGUCAAAUGCGACAAAAAGUGUUUCAAAGACGCUUAAU
This is a messenger RNA of Mesorhabditis belari, 690 nucleotides long. The record is from the annotation of a GenBank genome assembly. Lineage: Eukaryota; Metazoa; Nematoda; Chromadorea; Rhabditida; Rhabditidae.